CACCGGCUCAGGUUGCCAUGGAGUCGGGAGGUGGUUGCCAUGGAGACUGACGUGCGAGGACCAGCCAAUCAGUGCGGAGCUGCGGCUCCAGCUCACCUCUUGGAUGGAGGCACCGGGCUGGGCGGGGACCCCCGGCCCGUACAGGUGGGGGGUCGGGAGGCAAGGCAGGGGGGCUGCGCCGCCGCCUCCCCCAAAGUGCCCGGCACCCCGAGUUCUGGCAACCCGCCGCCUCUUCCCGACCCGGCGAUGCCACCCCGGGGUCGGCCCAGCUUCCGGCGGGCUGAGAACCUUGUUCCUGUAAAGGGGCGGGAGGGGUGCUGCGGGAAGGGCAGGGCCGCGCGGGGCGGGAGGGGGCGCGCCGGGCGGAGGGAGGGAGCCGCCCCCACUCCCUGCGCACCGUGCGCUCCGCAGUGCCUGGCGCGUCCGCGCACUCUCACUCGGGGCGCAGGGAGGGCGGGGCGGCGCUGACGUCAUCCACUGACACCCCCCCCAUCCCCCGGGCGAGGGGCGGUGGCCGCACAGGCUCCACGGGACAGACGCACGGACGGACCAGGACGGAGGGACGGGCGCACGGCCAGGCCAUGCCCGGGGAGGCGGCCCGCGCGGAGCUGCUGCUGCCGGAGGCGGGCGGGCCUGGGUCCCGCACAGAUCUGUCCUGUGACGCAGCUGCGGCCACCACCCCGAGAGGGGACCGGCUGGAGCCCUGUGCCCUGGCUCUCACGUUCCCGCCCAGCAAGCCAGGCGCCCGGCCCCCACCCGAGGGAGCCAGCUGGGAUGCAGGGCCCCACCUGGCCCCCUUGGCCUGGGCAGUCCCAACGGAGGGCAGUCCCAGCCCAGGGCCCCCCGAGGUCCAGCUCACCGAGGGGACUCUCCCAGGCACCCUGGAACCCCGGAUUGUGAUGGGCGAGGAGACAUGCGGGGCACCCCCGCCAUCCCGGGAAGCCCUGCCAGAGCUCAGGGACCAGGAGGGCGGGCCCGCUAGCCUGAGCCCACCCCCUGCGCUGUGUUCUCAGGGUGACCUUCCUGUGCCUUUCCCUGCCGUGGACCCCGAUUCCUACUUCACACCUCCCUCCACCCCUAGUGAGACCGCUGCCCCCCUGCUGCCCGGUCCCAGGGAUGCCCAGGUUGAGCCCGGGGACUCGCUGCCUGCUUCGCCCUCGGGCUCCUACAUCACGGCGGAUGGGGACAGCUGGGGCUCGUCCCUGUCCUGCUCCCUGAGCCUGCUGGCCCCGGAUGAAGGGCUGGACGUGCCCUCAGCCUGGGGCUUCUCCCCGCCAGGGUCUGAGGCCGAUGAGCAGGAGCUGCCGCCUGUGGGGUCUCCUGGGUCCCUGUCCCCAGAGUCCAGCCUCUCUGGGGACAGCAGCUCUUCCUGGGACCAGGAGGGCCACUUCUUUGAGCUGGACUUUCUGGCCAAUGACCCGAUGAUCCCAGCCGCGCUCCUGCCUUUCCGGGGCAGCCUGAUCUUCCAGGUGGAGGCUGUGGAUGUGACGCCGCUGUCCCCUGAGGGGGAGCAGGAGGAGCAGGAGGCCCCCGACGGGGACCUGGCUGGCGAGGAUGACAACGACAGCACGUUCGCCUCCUCCCUGCAGUCACUGUCUGACCUCUCCAUCACCGAGGGCGUGGACGAGGCCUUUGCCUUCUGGGAUGACACCUCAGCCGCCUCCUCUGACCCUGACUCGGCCUCCUAUGCAGGGGCAGAGGAUGAGAGGCUAUACAGCGGGGAGCCCCAUGCGCAGCCCACCACCCGGCUCCAGGACGGCGCUGAGGAGGAGGCCACUCCUGGGGUCUCCAAGGAAGAGGCCGGCCGAGCCACCGAAAUUACCGGGGCAGGCCCCACCGCAGACCGGGUGUCCACUGUGGUCCCACAGGAAGCCCCAGGCCUCGCAGGGGCGACCCCUCAGGCCCAGCAGGGAGGGGCAGGCUUCUCCACAGGAACAGCGCCUGUUGCCACAGCCACACCUCAGCCCCUGCAGGAGGGGCCUGGCGCUGCCUUAGGCCUGAAGCCCCCAACCCAGCUCUGGACCACGCAGGGGGAGGCGGUCCUCGCGGCUGGCCCGGAUGCUCAGCAGGACCUGGAGGAAGAUGCAGGCCAGGUGUCCCCGCAGGGAGAAGGGGACCCUACCCCUGUGACCACGUAUCUGCCCCUGCAGGAUGCAGGCCUCCCCUCAGACCAGGGGCCUGCCACUGAGGCCAGCCCUUGGGCCCUGCAGACAGAUGCAGGAUGCCUCCCAGGGACUGAGCCCAUGGCCACUGCAGCCCAGCGGGAAGGAGGCCAGACCUUGGGACUGAAGCUACCGGCUGAGGAGAAGGACUCAGGCCAUACAGGAGACCCGGAGCCUCUAGCCUUGGACCAGACUCAACAGGGUAGCCCGGAGUCAGCUGCAGACACUGGGACACCCUGGGCCUCGAAUGGAGACGUAGGCCCCCGCAAACCCGCCUCAGAGACCCCAGAUGUCCCAGAUGCCUCUGAGCCUACCACAGAGGCCCCAAACACCCCUGAACCCACCUCGGAGGCCCCAGACCUCCCAAAGCCCACCUUGGAGGCCCUGGACACCCCUGAGCCCGCUGCAGAGACCUCAGACCCCAUGCAAUCCCCCAAGGAGGACCCGGACUCUGCAGACCUCCCCGAGGAAGCCUUGGACCCCCUCAAACCAGCCUUGGAGACCCUGGACCCUCCGUAUCCCCCCACAGAGGCCCUGGGUGCCCCUGGACCCACUUCUGGUGGGGAAGAAGCAGCUGAGGGCCUGCUGGCUCCCGACAGGGUGGCCUGUUGCGACGCCCACCUGCCUGGCGGUGGGGGAGCUGAGUCCUGCCUGCCCCUGAAGGAGGCCCCAGGAGCUGAGAGCCAGGGGGCUGGAGGCCUCGAGCCGGCUUCCCAGGGCACUGGGAAGACUCCUGGGAGUGGCUGCCCCGAGGUUGGCCUGGUGCCGCCCCCGAGCACAGCAGAGGAGGGAAGGGCCACCCUGGGACCCACGCUUCCUGCUGCCAUGGCCUCAGAGGCCAAGCUGGGCUCUUGCCCAGAGUCUUCAUCAAGGCCAAGUGGAGGCCGCCCUGAAGAGCCCGCCCCCACGUCCCCACCGCCCUCCCCGCCGCAGCCUGUGCGAGGCCCAGGCGGUGAAGAGCAGGCCCAAGCGGCACCUGGAAUCCUCAGCCCGUCCUCACCGCAGCCCCAGGACAGGCUCCCAGGCCCUGAGCCCUCUGCUCCUGGUGUCCUUGUGGGGACAGCCCCAGCCCCCUCCGCGUCCCCCGUCCCCUGCCCUUGCCAGGGCCCCCAGGAAGACUCUGUGGAGGGCGUGGGGCCCCCGGGCUCCCCCAGCCUCCCGCCACCCCAGGCAGGAGCCCAGUGGGCAGUGGCUGCCUUCUCAGGAACCACGAACCCCCCUGGGGCCGGGCAGCGGGUCAGCCUCCCGCCUCACUCUCCCCUCCUCAGCCCCAAGGUGGCCCCCAUGGGGGACGCCCAUGCCAAAGAGCUGGCCUUGCGGAUCCCGCCCCCCUGCCAAGUGCCUCCUGGCUCUGGGUCUCGGAGCCCAGCCAGUCCUCAACGGCUCCCAGCAGCCAAGCAGCAGGAUGACCAGGACAGCCUGGAGGAAGAGUCACCCCGGGCUCCCGGCUCAGGCCAGCACUCGGACAGCCACGGGGAGUCGUCCGCCGAGCUGGAGGAGCAGGACCUGUCAGGACCACAGGCCGCACAGUGCCUGGCCCAGGCCUCAGCCAGUGGCAGCGAGGACACCGUGGCCAAAGCGAAGCAGAGCCGCAGCGAGAAGAAGGCUCGAAAGGCCAUGUCCAAACUGGGCUUGAGGCAGAUCCAGGGCGUCACCAGGAUCACCAUCCAGAAGUCCAAGAACAUCCUCUUUGUCAUCGCAAAGCCUGACGUCUUCAAGAGCCCCGCCUCCGACACCUACGUGGUCUUUGGGGAGGCCAAGAUUGAGGACCUGUCCCAGCAAGUGCACAGAGCCGCUGCUGAGAAGUUCAAGGUGCCCGCGGAGCCCUCCACCCUGGUCCCCGAGUCGGCGCCUGGGCCGCGGGUGAGGCCGGAGUGCGAGGAGGAGGAGGAGGACAAGGACGAAGAGGAGGUGGACGAGGCUGGGCUGGAGCUCCGGGACAUUGAGCUGGUGAUGGCACAGGCCAACGUGUCCAGGGCCAAGGCCGUGAGGGCCCUCAGGGACAACCAGAGCGACAUCGUCAACGCCAUUAUGGAGCUGACCAUGUAGCCACCGACCAGCCCCCCGGCUCCAUCCCUGCUCCCAGCUCUGCUGCUCAAUAAACGGGUGUCCCAGCCUCUCUG
Molecule: messenger RNA, 4285 nt
Organism: Hipposideros armiger (great roundleaf bat)
Lineage: Eukaryota; Metazoa; Chordata; Mammalia; Chiroptera; Hipposideridae
Gene: NACAD
Product: NAC alpha domain containing
Exons: 8
Coding region: 582-4211 (1209 amino acids)
Cellular component (GO): nascent polypeptide-associated complex
Source: RefSeq, a predicted model, not a curated record